GGAGCCAGUGGGUGCAGUGUGGUCAUGGCUCUGGGCUUGUCAUGGAGGUAGUUGUUUGGUCAAUUAAUCCUGCAUCACUUACUGACCACAAUUGUGGGGCGAAGAGAGCCACCCUUACAUGCUACACGUGGGUAGCAGAGCCAGCCACAGCUUUUCCAGGUAGCACCAAUAAUUGCAGAGAUGUGGCAAGAGAAGCUUUGGUGCAAGCAUGCCAGCACUGACUGGAGAAGUUUGGCUGGAUGGAUGAGUGGUCACCGUGUAUGUCCUUCUCUUGUCACACUUGUUGGGCUGAAGCAUCUCUGGGUAUGCCUGUGUAUGCUACCCAUCACCUUCAUUUACUGUUUAGACCAGAAAUGCAAACAGUGCAGUUCUGGAGAAGCUUAAAGCAGCUUUCUGCUACUUCUGCACACUCAUUUCUGAAUUAUCAGACUAUAAAUGUAAGUGAAAUUGAAAGCAUUUCUCAGACUGCUGCUUCCAACCACUGCCCCGAUGGCUUUCAAAAAACAAGCUGCUCCUCUGAAUGGAAAACUCCUCAGUGAAAUAGUGAAUAACAGGAAAAGAGUAAGCCAGGCAUCAUGGGAACAGAUAAGUGACAGAAUUUCGUAAGGUAUGUCCAUGUGUACACAGACAGACACAUACUAGGAAAGACAGAGCUAUAAAAAAACAUUCAGGGUUCCCAGGUACUUCGCAAACAACAUGUUUCCUUAACUCACUCAAUGAAUUUUGCUACACUUGCUCAAUUACCAUGGCACCUGAGCCUAUACAACAACAUUCAACAGAUCUGUAUCGGUGGCUGGCAAACCACACUGAGCACACUGAAAAUCCCCGGUUACACUGUCCUUCGUAUCACUUCCUGUGAGAUAAGCCUGAAGAACACAUCUACGCAUACAGCGUGUUUGUGUACAGACAGGCUGCAUAGCUCAUGAAGUAGGAUGACAACUGUCUGACAUAACUCCUGGAACGUGACAAACAUUGCAUGGGACACUCCAGGGCUUUAUAAACAAGAAUGGACCAGAAAGAUGCUUUAAUGCUGAGAGAAGACUGGAGAGUCUCUUCAGAGAUCAGGUAGUCUCUUUGCUGUACACUAGGCAAACAACUGAGAUUGCACGUUCUUCCUUAAAACCUGUGUUUUGUUGUUUCUGAUCUCUCCCUCCUUAAAGCUGAUGCCCGUUGGACAAGGCUGGGAAGACAGGAGCAGUGGGUUUAAAGGAACCUGCUAAGAUGGCAUUGGCCAGUUCACUUCCUAGCAAACCAGUGCCACCACACUCUGGAGAAGUUUCUACAGCAGGUGUGGAAGUGCACCAAAGCAAGCUGGAUUUCUUCUGCAAGCUGGGCUAUGGUAAGCAGGACAUCUGCAAAGUGCUGGAGAACCUGGGCCAAGAGGCCCUGGAGGAUGAUGUGCUGAAAGAGCUGAUUCGGAUGGGGAGCAAACCUCAAGCUCUGGAGAGCCAAGCUCAGCCUUCCACGCUAAAACUUGUUGCCCGUGGAUCAUCUAGCACUACACCAGGGUCGAAGUGGCUUGGAGAGGGUGAAAGAGAUUCUUCCGAUUACUUGCGACCCAUUGUGAUUGACGGCAGCAAUGUUGCAAUGAGUCACGGAAACAAAGAGGUGUUCUCCUGCUGGGGGAUCCAGCUGGCCGUGGAUUGGUUUCGAGAGAGAGGGCACACGUACAUCAAGGUUUUUGUUCCACUCUGGAGGAAGGAGCCCCCUCGACAAGAGCGUCCCAUUGCAGAUCAGCACAUUCUCGAAGAGCUUGAAAAGCAAUCGAUCCUCGUGUACACCCCAUCCCGGAAGGUGAAAGGCAAGAGGGUAGUUUGCUACGAUGACCGCUAUAUAGUGAAAGUUGCUUACGAGAAAGAUGGAGUCAUUGUUUCCAAUGACAAUUACCGGGAUCUCCAGAAUGAAAACCCUGAGUGGAAAUGGUUUAUUGAGCAGCGGCUACUCAUGUACUCUUUUGUCAGUAACAGGUUUAUGCCUCCUGACGACCCGCUAGGCCGGCACGGACCCACUCUUAAUAACUUCCUCAGCAAAAAGCCAGUGCUUCCUGAACCAAAAUGGCAGCCUUGCCCCUAUGGUAAAAAAUGCACCUAUGGCAAUAAAUGCAAAUUUUACCACCCGGAGAGACCACAGCAAGCUCAGCUCUCAGUUGCUGAUGAGCUCAGGGCUAAAAUAAAUGUCCCAUUAAGUGUGGGGAAAGAGGAAGAACCGUACAGGACUGGAGGAGAGCCUGUGCCCCGUGGCUCCUGCACAGAAACCCUGCGAGAAGCUGCCGGCUGCACAGGGGCUUCCUGCUACCCAGGGUGGUCCCAGGGGAGCCGUUCUGAGCAGCCAUCCAGUGCCUGGGCCAGCAGCCCUGGCUCUGACCUGCAUCUCGACCGGCAUUUGCUACAGCCAGAGCCUUGGCAAGACCAUUCACUCCUGGAGAAGAUGUCAGCGCUAUCCAUUGGUGACAACACCUACAGCUACAACUGGUCCAUGCACACAUGUCAGGACAGAGGGGUGAUGGACAGCCCACACCGAUUCAGUGACCCAUACUCGCUCCAUCACCGCCAGAGCUUGGACCACACCAGCUUACCAGGAUGCCCUUUCCAGCAAACGGUGCUCCUGCCCGUCCAAGGUGGGAUGUGCCCAGGCCACAGCUGGCCUCAGGAGUGCGGCAGCAUGCACAGGGUCAGUCAGAGCAGCCGCUGUGUCGCUGGUAGUGCUCAGCACAGACAGGCCCUGGGGGCUCAGCAUCACGUUUUACCACAGUCCACAGCUCUUCCCCCUGACCUGCCUCACUCGUACAGUGAGCAUCACCUGCAGCAGCAGCAGCACCGCUUCCCCAGCCAGCCCCCACAGCAGCCCUUUCUGUUAGACACCAGCAAUGGACUGGGCUUCUUCCAGAAAGCCCACACAUACCUUGAUGCCUCUUACAGUGACCACUGGCCCACCCGAGCUGUAAGGCCACCCUCUGCCCAGCAAGCCAGCAUACACAGGGAGCUGUGCUCCCUUUUCCCUUACAGUGACGUGAACCACAUCAUGGCUUUGUACCCUGAUAUCAAGGAUAUUGCUAUCUUGACUUUACUGAUUCAAAGACACAGAAGUUUGUGAAGCUUCCAGAUCAAACCUUUCCUGACAAGCACAAGUCCUGUGGAAAGAACAUGCUACUGUGAGGCUUAACUGAGUGUUAUUAAAGGGCUAUAUGGCAAGGGUUAUAGCUGUUCUGGGACCACAGGUCUAAGCAUCAACCAGAUAUGCCACAUGGGGCACCAAGUCAAGACAAAGGCUGCCAUUCACUGCAGUGGGAUCUCAUUCGCCUCCCUGUUAGCAUUUGAACCACACCGGUGUCUGGGUUCAGGAUGGCAGAGGUCUUCAUUGAUGCCUUGAAACACUAGACAUGUUUUAAAAAUCCCAACCUAUUGUUCAACAACUAUUGUAAAAGAACCAUGCUCCAUGUGAAGGGCUUUCCAUAGAACUCCCAUGCCUACUUUUUCGGCUAUAGGCAAAAAGUAAUUUGGCCUGUUUCUCCUAACACAGGGCUGUGCUCUCUGCUAGAAGGCAACUUUGAGUCCAUAUCAUUGCCUGUAUCAGUGAGCUUUCAAAGAUACAUCUUGUGUUUAUAAACCAAUGCUGUGAACACAUAGAGUCACUAGCAGAGGUGUGGAGGUGCAGCAGAGCACCUGAAGGUAGCUGCAGCUACGUUUCUGAGGGAUCACAUACAAUGUAAGUCAAAUCAGGGAAGUCAUCUUCAGUGUAAGUCAAGUCCUGAUGUGGACUGAGGGCUUAGGGUUGUUAAUUAAAAACGAGAAACACAGAUGAUGCCAAGGGGAGGGGGAAAGCUUUGAAGUGUCUCUUGUAUCAGAAAAAAGUCCUAUUGUUGACUUCACCCUGAACUACCAAACAUGGUCCCAUAAUGCAACUAUCCAGCUGAUUUAUGAUUGUAAACAUUUAAACCGUGCUCUGCUGGGACAUGUUUGAUCUUCAGUAAGCUGUAAAGCUGCUAAUCUCCGCAUUAUUCCACUGAAUUCUUCGGGUUAUAAUUCAAAUAUUAAGGUUGAAGCUGAAGGGCUUUAGCAUUAUACCAAAGUUUAAGUAUGUCAGUAUGACAUGGUUUAAAAAUGCUUUAACACAUUAUAAAGUGGUCACCUAGAACACUUUGUUCUGAAUAAUGUUGCCUUUUUCCCUUUUUAUUUUAUUUUUCC
Strigops habroptila (Kakapo) is the source of this 4184-nucleotide messenger RNA. RefSeq names its product zinc finger CCCH-type containing 12D (gene ZC3H12D). Gene Ontology annotation, cellular component: nucleus; cytoplasmic ribonucleoprotein granule. The coding region runs from base 1222 to 3093 and encodes 623 amino acids. Gene Ontology annotation, biological process: nuclear-transcribed mRNA catabolic process, RNase MRP-dependent; 3'-UTR-mediated mRNA destabilization. The record is from RefSeq and is a predicted model, not a curated record. Gene Ontology annotation, molecular function: mRNA binding; RNA endonuclease activity; metal ion binding. The transcript has 5 exons. Lineage: Eukaryota; Metazoa; Chordata; Aves; Psittaciformes; Psittacidae.